GCUGUCCUCCUAUCUUUGAACACAUCUUCCUCAUCUCAGACCCAAAAACCCGGCCCACAAUGGUGUCCUUAGCGGUUGUCACGGUUCUCGGAGUGAUUAUGGGCGUUUUGAGCGCGUACUUGUACCCAACUGGCAGAGCAUUGUACAGCAUUUACCAGGUUGGAAACAACCUCGGAGACGUUGGAACGGACGGUUGGAAGGUGUUGGAUGAUCCUGUUCUGAAAGGGUGUGGAGCAGCAGCAAUUUACCAACCUACUGGGCAGGUUUUCUUGGCCUGUAGUGAAAGCCUCCCAGGGAGCUACAAAUGGUUCCCACCGUUCUCUAGAGUUCACGAACAGUCUGCUGGGAAUAAGGAUGCGAAUAUUGUUGUGCUUGAUAUGAAGACAUCCAAACCCACCCUUCAAAACACGAAAUUGCACUCCCCUCCCCCCUUCUCCAUAAGCGUAACACCUCACCCAACCAACUCCUCCUCCCUCAUCCUCAUGACCCUCACUAGUCAGCGUACAAUCGAAAUCUUCUCUCACACCUUGACUACCACCCAAUUCGUUCAUUUGGAAACCAUUCCAUGGGACGAGAUCGGUCUUACGCGGCCUGGGGGAAUCGCCGCUGUUGGUGAAAAAAGCUUUUAUGUGACAGAUCAGGCACUAAUUGGAACAAAUGGCCGUGUGGUGUUUCGGGGUGAAGAUGGUACGACGAGAGUGGCAACAGAAGGACUCACCUAUCCAACAGAUAUUGCGGCCUCUUCCACAAGCAUAUACGUAGUAGACCCAUCCGGUCCCCAUGUCCUUAUUUACGAACGUAAACAGAACAAUCGGUUACGGCUGCUCGAAACAAUCGAAGUGCCCAUAUGGGGUGAGCAGAUUUCUGUCGAUCCUGAGUCGGGUGCCGUGUACGUGUCCGGUAUUAUGGAUGUCGUGAAGGCCGGCAGGGCUUUAUUGAAUAAGGAGCAAGGCACACCCUUUGCGGUUAUGAAAGUUGUGAACAACACAGCUCAAGAUCGGUACUAUGGAAAAAAGUUUAAAUCGAAGGUCGUUUUUGCGGAUACAAGCUUAUCCAUGUAUACCCAUGCCGCUGUUGGGGUGCACCCGUCGUCCUCUAGAAGUUUUAUUAGUGGGAAUGGGGUUCGCGUCAUUGAUAAGGUCUUGUAAAUAUCUCUUUCAUAGUAGGACUCGUUAAAAUAUAACAGGAUGCACGCCAUGCACCUCACCACAAAACCGC
Molecule: messenger RNA, 1218 nt
Organism: Spizellomyces punctatus DAOM BR117
Lineage: Eukaryota; Fungi; Chytridiomycota; Chytridiomycetes; Spizellomycetales; Spizellomycetaceae
Exons: 9
Coding region: 60-1148 (362 amino acids)
Source: RefSeq, a predicted model, not a curated record